Messenger RNA from Penicillium longicatenatum, 2763 nucleotides. RefSeq lists its product as uncharacterized. NCBI's taxonomy places the organism in Eukaryota, Fungi, Ascomycota, Eurotiomycetes, Eurotiales, Aspergillaceae. The record is from RefSeq and is a predicted model, not a curated record. Gene Ontology annotation, molecular function: DNA binding. Bases 1 to 2763 code for a protein of 920 amino acids. The transcript is spliced from 4 exons.
AUGGAAUCCACGCGAGAGGAGCGGUUGCAAAUGCGACAGCGUGGAGCUGGAACGCGCCAAAUUAAAGCAGUCGAUUUCGGAUUCUCAUUUGGAGCUCCAGCGCCCGGUCCAUCAGGCUCUGCUCCCAUCUCAUUAUUCCCCGAACCCGAGAAAUCGCAAACACAGCCCGCGCCCGCGCCAGCGCCGAGGGCUGCAACACCGCAGUCGCUAAAGGUCUCUUCGCAACCUGGAUCGCGGACGAUAAUUCAGUCUCAGCGUACACCUGGAAGCGCGCGCAAUAAUCUUCCUCGGCGGCCUUCAACGUAUGACAUACCGUCCGACGAAAGGCCCGAAGUGCCGCGAAGCAACAAAAGAAGAAGACUAAGUGCGUGGUUGAAUACAGAGCUGAUAAUCUCUUAUGCUGAUUCUAUUGGAGACUCUCCAGAGCCACGAGAUACCCCCUCAAAGCAGAGCGUCCCGGAACCUGUUGCUGACACCUCAGAGCCAAUUCAGAAUGGCGGCUCAGUGGUCACAGAAGCACAAGCACAAGCACAAGCACAAGCACAAGCACAAGCAAGCCAUGAAGCCGAUAUCUCCAUGUCAGAUGUACAAGAUGCCCAGAUCGAUGCGCCCGACUCUCCAACGCUGCCAGAAGAACCUCUGAAUACUGAAGCCGAGGUAGAUGGUAGCGCAGGGACAAUUAAUGCGGACUCUACGGCACAGCCAGAGCAAACCCCAAGCACAACACAAACCCCCAAGCUGGGCAACACAACAGAGAUUACCAAGAAAACGCUCCCUCAAAAGUUCCGGUCACCCAAGGAUGCACUACAAGAGGCCCAGCCUAUUGUUGAUCCUACAGUUGUUGAUUCUACAGACCCCUCGAGCCAGAAGCAGCGAAAGAGCCGAUCACCACCGCAAGCUGACAAGGCCCCAGAGGAAAGUGAAGAAGAGCAAAUGAUUGAAAAAGCAAAUCCCUCGACGUCUUCUCAGGGACCUCGCAAUCAGAAGACAAGAAUCCCGCGAGCCAAAUCCACCACGACCGAUGCCUUCGACGCCAAUCAAUCAGAAGAGGCUGCUGUUAUUCAACCAGACCGAAGUCACCAGCCGAACACCCUGGAUGUGACUGAUGUUGCAACCGAAGACACACCUGUAGCUCAAAAAUCGUCCGAGACGACAAAAAAGACUCAAGGUCGCAAAGGUCGUGCUGAAAAUGGAGGACGCGCGCCGGCUCAAGCUGUGGAAGAAAAGGCUCCCCCAGAAGCUGGAGCAGAGUCUCGACCCGAGGUUACUCAAAGCAAUGCCCCCUCCAAAGCUAAACGUCCACGUGGUCGGCCAUCGCUUUCCGGAAAGAAGAAUGAUGGAGAAGCACAGAAGGACCAAGGGCUGAAACGGCCUCCAGAGGCUGGGAAAGACAUAGAAUCCGGACCAUCAAAGCCACGCCGUGGUCGGCCUUCGCUUUCUGGAAAAAAGGCCGAUGGAAAAGCACAGAUACGUCCCGAAACAGAACCUGACGCGGAGCCUGGUCCAUCAAAGUCUCGUCGCGGAAGACCUGCAAAGAAUAAGCUAGCGCCAGAGCCAGAGCCCACAGCUCCCAAAAACCAAACAAACCCUGAGACUGAGCAUCGACCAGAGCCAGGACAAGAAAAUGCACCCGAACCAUCAAAAUCACAUCGUGGACGACCUGGAAAGAAGAUCACGCCGACAUCCGAGCCGGAUUCUACAAUUUCAGAAGAAUAUCCUAGCACCGAGAGUGAGCCUAGGCCCGAGUCCGCGGAACAGGAGGAUGCACCCGAACCAUCAAAACCACGCCGGGGGAGACCUGGGAAGAAGAGCAAGUCGGCAGCAGAGCCGGAAUCUAUAGCUCUAGAGGAACAACCGAAUAAUGAGAGCGAACCUAGACCUGAGCCAGACCAGGAGGAUGAACCUGCACCAUCGAAGGCUCGUCGGGGAAAAACAAAGAAGAGCAGAGCGGCAGAAGAACCCGAAACUACGACUAGGGAAGCGGAAGCUGAGACCGAGACCGCUCAAGAACGUCGGAAACCAAGAGAGCCUCGUGGCGAAACGGUCCCUGUUACUGUGCAUCGUUUAUUUAAUCCUUCAGCGCUCGGUGCAAUGUACACAUCAGCUGGUUCUGGCGACGAGGAUGAAGAGUCUGCCGAUGAGCUCUCCACUCGCCAAAAGACCAAGCUUCCUAAUCGCGGUGGUGUUAACCCGGCCGAUGUUUUGAGCCAAAUCUGUCGUGAAACACUGGAGAAGACGCUCACGGCUCUCAAUAACGGAAUAGCGAACGAAACAAACACACAACGGCGGGCGGAGUGGACACGCAAACGAAGGGCUGUCGAAGCCUUUGGCUCUGAACUUGAUGGACGCCUGCUGGACCUGAGCGAGAUGCUUGAUAGCAAUUUUGUGCUUGGUGUGCAGCUCAGGAAGACCAAGCGCGAAAUGAUGGAUUUGCGGAGCCAUCUAUACAAGGUGCGGCGGGAACGAGAGAGCAUUGCUCUACAGAUGGAUGCAGUGCGUGACAAGCAUAUGGAAGAGGAGAAUGCAAGAAACUCUCGCACCACCAUCAACAAUUCCCUCCACAGCCUUGAACUUGCGCUAGAUCGCAGUCAACACCGGCCCUCAUUAACCACUAAUCCUUCCCCGGCAGAUCUGGAGUUUAAGCUCCGCACCGUGGCCGAGGAUGUGAGCAGUCGAGCACCGGGAGCACAGGGCGGAUUGCUCAACCAGGUCCGCGCAUUUAAUGAGCAACUGGAAACUACGGCUCGCCGUUUAGAACGGUGA